Messenger RNA from Galeopterus variegatus (Sunda flying lemur), 3008 nucleotides. RefSeq names its product SIN3 transcription regulator family member B (gene SIN3B). Gene Ontology annotation, biological process: negative regulation of transcription by RNA polymerase II. Gene Ontology annotation, cellular component: chromatin. The transcript has 15 exons. The record is from RefSeq and is a predicted model, not a curated record. Lineage: Eukaryota; Metazoa; Chordata; Mammalia; Dermoptera; Cynocephalidae. Gene Ontology annotation, molecular function: transcription corepressor activity. The coding region runs from base 79 to 2832 and encodes 917 amino acids.
GACGCCCUCACUUACCUGGACCAGGUGAAGAUCCGCUUCGGCAGCGACCCCGCUACCUACAACGGCUUCCUGGAGAUCAUGAAGGAGUUCAAAAGCCAGAGCAUUGAUACUCCUGGAGUCAUCAGACGCGUCUCUCAGCUCUUCCACGAACACCCUGACCUUAUUGUUGGAUUCAAUGCUUUCCUUCCCCUUGGAUACAGAAUUGACAUUCCAAAGAACGGCAAGUUAAACAUACAGUCUCCUCUGACGAACCAGGAGAAUUCACACAACCACAGUGACUGUGCAGAGGACUUCAAGCAACAGAUGCCGUAUAAGGAGGACAAACCCCAGGUGCCCUUGGAGUCUGAUUCCGUGGAAUUCAACAACGCCAUCAGCUAUGUGAAUAAGAUUAAGACCCGCUUUCUAGACCACCCAGAAAUCUACAGGUCGUUCCUAGAGAUACUGCACACUUACCAGAAGGAGCAGCUGAACACAAAAGGCCGGCCGUUCCGAGGCAUGUCCGAAGAAGAGGUGUUCACAGAGGUUGCCAACCUCUUCCGGGGCCAGGAGGACCUGCUCUCCGAGUUCGGACAGUUCCUGCCUGAAGCCAAGCGGUCCCUGUUCACAGGCAAUGGGCCGUGCGAAAUGAACAGCGUUCAGAAGAAUGAGCAUGAGAAGAGUCUGGAACACAGCAAAAAGCGCUCCCGGCCUUCGCUGCUCCGCCCUGUGUCUGUGCCAGCCAAGAAGAAGAUGAAACUCCGUGGUACCAAAGACCUGUCCAUCGCAGCCGUGGGGAAGUACGGCACCCUGCAGGAGUUCUCCUUCUUUGACAAGGUCCGCAGGGUGCUGAAAAGCCAGGAGGUGUAUGAGAACUUCCUCCGCUGCAUCGCGCUCUUCAACCAGGAGCUCGUGUCUGGCUCUGAGCUCCUCCAGCUCGUCAGCCCAUUUCUAGGAAAAUUUCCAGAACUCUUUGCACAGUUCAAAUCCUUCCUGGGGGUGAAAGAGCUAUCGUUUGCACCACCCAUGAGCGACAGAUCCGGGGACGGAAUAAGCCGGGAAAUCGACUACGCAUCCUGCAAGCGCAUCGGCUCCAGCUACCGGGCACUCCCCAAGACCUACCAGCAGCCCAAGUGCAGUGGGAGGACGGCCAUCUGCAAGGAGGUCCUGAAUGACACCUGGGUCUCCUUCCCCUCCUGGUCAGAAGACUCCACCUUUGUCAGCUCCAAGAAGACGCCCUACGAGGAGCAGCUGCACCGCUGUGAGGACGAGCGUUUUGAGUUAGAUGUCGUCCUGGAGACCAACCUGGCCACCAUCCGGGUGCUGGAAAGCGUGCAGAAGAAACUCUCACGCAUGGCACCCGAAGACCAGGAGAAGUUCCGGCUGGAUGACUCCCUGGGGGGCACGUCGGAAGUUAUCCAGCGGCGCGCCAUCCACCGCAUCUACGGCGACAAGGCCCCAGAGAUCAUUGAGAGCCUCAAGAAAAACCCCGUCACUGCUGUCCCAGUCGUCCUGAAAAGGCUGAAAGCCAAGGAGGAGGAGUGGCGGGAGGCCCAGCAGGGCUUCAACAAGAUCUGGCGGGAGCAGUAUGAGAAGGCGUACCUCAAGUCCCUCGACCACCAGGCCGUGAACUUCAAGCAGAAUGACACCAAGGCCCUGCGCUCUAAGAGUCUGCUCAAUGAGAUCGAGAGCGUCUAUGAUGAGCACCAGGAGCAGCACUCGGAGGGCCGGAGCGCGCCCUCCAGUGAGCCACACCUGAUCUUCGUGUAUGAGGACCGGCAGAUCCUGGAGGAUGCGGCAGCCCUGGUCAGCUACUAUGUGAAGCGGCAGCCAGCCAUCCAGAAGGAGGACCAGGGCACCAUCCACCAGCUGUUGCACCAGUUCGUGCCCAGCCUCUUCUUCUCCCAGCACCUGGACCUGGGGGCGUCCGAGGAGUCAGCUGACGAGGACCGGGACAGCCCCCAGGGGCAGAGCGUGGACCCUGGCGAGCGCAAGAAGCCAACACCGGGGCCACAGAGCAGCCCCCCGGAAGAGAAGGGGCCCUUCGGGGACACACCAGCCACCGAGCAGCCACCGCCACCGCCGGCACACAAGCCCCUGGACGAUGUCUACAGCCUCUUCUUUGCCAACAACAAUUGGUACUUCUUCCUGCGUCUGCACCAGACCCUGUGCUCGAGGCUCCUGAAGAUCUACCGCCAGGCGCAGAAGCAGCUCCUGGAGUACCGGACCGAGAAGGAGAGGGAGAGGCUGCUCUGCGAGGGCCGCAGGGAAAAGGGCAGUGACCCCGCCAUGGAGCUGCGACUCAAGCAGCCGAGUGAGGUGGAGCUGGAGGAGUAUUACCCGGCCUUCCUGGACAUGGUGCGGAGCCUGCUAGAAGGGAGCAUUGACCCCACGCAGUACGAGGACACGCUGCGCGAGAUGUUCACUAUCCACGCCUACAUAGGCUUCACCAUGGACAAGCUGGUGCAGAACAUCGCGCGGCAGCUGCACCACCUGGUGAGCGAUGACGUCUGCCUGAAGGUGGUGGAGCUCUAUCUGAAUGAGAAGAAGCGCGGGGCCGCUGGUGGCAACCUGUCCUCCCGCUGUGUCCGUGCUGCCAGGGAGACCAGCUACCAGUGGAAGGCCGAGCGGCGCAUGGCUGACGAGAACUGCUUCAAGGUGAUGUUUCUCCAGCGCAAAGGGCAGGUGAUCAUGACCAUCGAGCUCCUGGAUACCGAGGAGGCCCAGACAGAAGACCCUGUGGAGGUCCAGGUGAGGAACUCAGCCCUGCAGCCCACGCUGUGUGCAUGCCACAGGCAGUGGCUCCCACUGCGAGAGCCCCAUGGACAAGCCAGCCAAGCACAGACCAUGCUGUGAAGUUGCACUCUCUAGGAGGGGAGUCACCUCCCUCCCCAUACCAGAUGACUCCUCAGGAGCCAGCAGGGUGUGUCCCAGGGCAGGAGGCAGGAUGAGAGCCAGGCCACCUUCCCCUGGGCCCUGGCUCCCUCUCCAGGGCAUCCCCUCCGUGUGUGAUCCCUGCACUCCCAGUGUCU